Messenger RNA from Quercus robur (English oak), 2700 nucleotides. Its product is annotated as protein kinase STUNTED. NCBI's taxonomy places the organism in Eukaryota, Viridiplantae, Streptophyta, Magnoliopsida, Fagales, Fagaceae. Bases 254 to 2371 code for a protein of 705 amino acids. The record is from RefSeq and is a predicted model, not a curated record. Gene Ontology annotation, biological process: protein phosphorylation. Gene Ontology annotation, molecular function: ATP binding; protein kinase activity. The transcript is spliced from 10 exons.
GAUUACUGCCCCCUCUCCCCCCGCACAACAAAGUCCACAACCAAUACAGUUUUCCUCCAUUCUCCAUUGUUUUAGAGAAGAUUCCCAUUUCUCGCAAUUCCCAAUACAUAUGCUCUUUGUUAACUUUUCAGUCUCUCUCUCUGUCUCUCUCUCACUAUCCCAAAAAACCCAAAAGUAAAAGUAAGAAAAGCACCAAACCCAAACCCAAAACCAAAACCAACAAAGCACACACAGAGAGAGUCUUUGCUGAGAGAUGGGGUUAGAAGAUGGCGGCGAGGGUGACGGUGAAGGUCAGCCUCGCACGGUGGUUGUGGGGGUGGAGUUAGACUCGCCCAGCCGAACAUUGCUCACGUGGGCACUUUGCAAUGUUGCACAGUCCGGUGACCGUGUCAUUGCCCUUCACGUCAUCGACACCCCCACUGAGAGCACGUCUGCGCUUCUCUCGCUUGCGAACCAGUUUAAUUCCAUGCUUUCUGUGUAUGAAAUUGUCUGCAAAUUGAGAGAGGUUGAUUUGAAGUUGAAGUUGAUUAAGGGCUUAAAGGCCCGGAAAAUUCUAGUCCGGGAGGCGAAAUCUCACGGUGAGGCUACACUCAUUGUGGGUGUUUCUAAACCUCGUAUCGGAAUCCGGCCGUCGGCCUCCCUUGCCAAGUAUUGCGCCUCUAAAUUGCCGAGGAACUUUUCCAUUUUCGCCGUCCACAAUGGCAAAGUUUUGUUCCACAGAUUGGCCAAAAACGCCGGGAGAGUGAAUUUGGAUAAGGGUCAUCAGUGUCAGGUAGAAUUUAGCUCGGGUUUGAAGAAGAUGACGACACUGAAGAAUUGCCCGAGUUGUUCGCCAGAUGCAGUGUUGCGGGAUAAUUGUGGGACCCAAUCUGCGGAAGAGUUGACUGGGGAUGGUGAUGAUGGUGAUGUCAAUUUGUUGGCUAUGGUACCCUACCAAACAGCUGAAGCUGUUGGGAGUUCAAGUUCCGUUGUGAUUGUAGAUGAACCACCGGAGUUGAAAUCUGGUUGGUCGAUUCUUCGACGGGUGUUUCUACCAAACCAACAAUACGUGGAGAAACCUGUGAAAAAGACGUCUGUGUUUCAGUGGGUAUUGAGAUUACCUAGCUGGCAUUCUUCCGCUGUGGUCUAUCCUGACCAGAAGCAGAAUAAUCUUGAUAAGGAUGAUGAGCGUUGUUCCUCACUUGAUGGAGAGACUGGUGCAAUUGUGCGAUUUGAAUCUUCCGCUGUGUUCCCUCUUUCCCCUUGCAAUGGUUUGGGUAACCUUCCUAAAGAAUUGUUGGGUUUGCAUGAGAAAUACUCAUCCACCUGCAGGUUGUUUAAUUACCAGGAGCUUCUGUUGGCAACCUCCAAUUUCAAGCCUGAGAAUAUGGUUGGUAAGGGUGGUAGUAGUAAUGUUUACAAAGGGUGUCUUCCGGAUGGCAAGGAAUUGGCGGUCAAAAUCUUGAAGCCAUCUGAAGAUGUGGUUAAAGAUUUCGUUCAGGAAAUUGACAUUAUUACAACUUUACAUCACAAGAACAUAAUCUCUCUAUUUGGGUUCUGUUUUGAGGAUAACAAUUUACUCCUAGUCUAUGAUUUUCUUUCAAGAGGAAGCCUAGAAGAGAACCUUCAUGGUAAUAAGAAGGAUGGGAAAGCAUUUGGUUGGCAAGAAAGAUAUAAUGUGGCUGUGGGUGUAGCUGAGGCGUUGGAUUUUUUACACAACGGCUGUGUGGAACCUGUGAUCCACAGGGAUGUGAAAUCCUCGAACAUCCUUCUUUCUGAUGAUUUUGAGCCACAGCUCUCAGAUUUUGGACUUGCUGGUUGGGCUUCGACAUCAUCCCAUGUUACUUGCACCGAUGUUGCAGGAACCUUUGGUUACUUGGCUCCAGAAUACUUCAUGCAUGGCAAAAUGAGUGACAAAAUUGAUGUCUACGCAUUUGGUGUUGUACUUCUUGAGCUUCUUUCAGGUAGAAAGCCAAUUAGUGGCAAGGACAGCUUAGUAAUGUGGGCAAAGCCAAUUUUGAAGGGUGGGGAGGUUUCCAAAUUGCUGGAUCCAAGCUUGGGCAGUGACUAUGACCAUGUUCAGAUUGAGAGAAUGGUUUUGGCUGCUAGCCUUUGCAUUAAACGUGCACCUAGAUUACGGCCUCAAAUCAGCAUUGUUUUGAAGCUUCUCCAAGGUGAUGAGGAAGUGACAAGGUGGGCAAAGCAACCCUGCACUUCGGAAGAAUUUGAUGACUUGGAUGGGGAGGCAUUUCCUACCAACCUCCAAUCCUAUCUUAACCUGGCAUUGCUAGGCUUGGAAGACGAUUCACUUUCUAGCAGUGGCAGUGAGCAAAGUGUCUCAUUAGAUGACUAUCUGCAUGGGAGAUGGAGCCGCUCAUCAAGCUUCGAUUAAGUUUGUCUGCAGAAGAAUGCAAUCCUGCAAGCAAACAUUUUUAUUUUGUUUUAAUUUUUGUAUAUCAUUUUCCUUUCUUUGUAUAUGCCUGUGUUUUGUAAAUACAAUUUUUGGUUCAGUCACUUGGACUGGGUCUCGGAAGAGUGGAUCUUUGCAAGAGGUUCGACCCCAUCCUGGACUUGGUAGUUUUGUUAUUUCUCAAUGCUGAUUUUGUAUUGAAAGCUGGGGUCUGUUUAGUCUUCUCGGUGGAGAGCAAAUUUGCACUAGCCUGUUACCAUGAGCACCAAGUCAUUGCCUUCAUGUGUAGUAAAUAUUGGGGUCUUUGUGCA